Effrenium voratum is the source of this 726-nucleotide messenger RNA. Lineage: Eukaryota; Dinophyceae; Suessiales; Symbiodiniaceae. The record is from the annotation of a GenBank genome assembly.
AUGCGUCUUGCUUGGCCGUUGGUCGCCAUCACGGUGUUGAGCGGGGCGAAGGGCGACAUGUGCCUGGAAGAUGGGGUGCCGGAGGAAUCUCGUUCCUACAUCCUCGAUGAUCUCGGCAACAGCACCCCAAUCGGAAUCUUGAAGGGCAAUUGGCCAUCCUCCGAUCUGCUGACAGAGAUGCUGAUCCUCAUGGUCCAAGAAGGCCUGGGGUUCCAUGCUGCAGUCCAUCCACAGGUGGGCGCCAGUGCCCUCUCCGCGAUCUAUGGCUUAGGGGGUUGCAUCGACUUCGACCACCCCACCAACAAGAGGUGCGGAGAGGGCGAGACUCAAAUUCACCUGGCGGUGGACGCCUGGAUUGGGAGCUAUGGCGAAGCCUACGCGCAGUUCAAGCUGGACUAUCCCGCCAUUUCCCCGGUGGACUUGGGCUCCAUGGGUUAUGAGGGCGAGGAGUCCAUGUACAUCUCCCAGCCAGUUCUUCAAGCUGCUUAUCAGGAUACGGGCCUGGCCUUGGACUACUACAAGGGCUACAACAGGACGUACCACAACGCCAAGCAGUACUUCGACUCCAUCUCUGACAUCCCCAGCUCGGAGUUGAAGCCAUGCAAUGCCACGGACUUCAUCAAUCCAUUGAGAAUGGGAUUUUAUGCCCAGUACUCCGGGGAUAGUGGAGGAGUGGAACUACAGCCAGACGGCACAUACAUUGCUGUGUGCCCGGACGGCCACUAG